Molecule: messenger RNA, 745 nt
Organism: Biomphalaria glabrata
Lineage: Eukaryota; Metazoa; Mollusca; Gastropoda; Planorbidae
Product: lectin ADEL-like
Exons: 5
Coding region: 106-666 (186 amino acids)
Source: RefSeq, a predicted model, not a curated record
AUAGAUCUAGGAGUAAUUAGAAGUGUGAAAUCAAUGUGAGCACUCGAUCAAAGCUCAUAUAAUGUCAGUCGAUCUGAUGGGCUCAUUCCGUCGUCAUUUGCAAAGAUGAACUUAACAAGUCGUGUUUGUUUCUGGUUCUGUUUGGGAAUCACUGCUGUGGUAGUUACUCAUGGCCAUCCCCCAACUAGAAAAGUGUGUUUUACCAAGAUUUUGAACAGCCACAGCAAAGUCUCCAUCAAAAACAAACACGAUGACCAGGUCAAUGUCACUGAGGUGUCGGUCCUGCAGACUUACUCCAAGCAGAAGUGUAUUCUGAAUUGGAACUACGGAUUUUACGGCUCUCACGUCUACACUAAAGACUGCAAAGCAAAGUUGAAGGUGUGCUACCGCAAGCUAAUUGACAUAGGUUGUCGUGUAGUAACACUGUCCAGCACAUCCCAUGAACCAAACAAGAUUGUCUUCAAGAAGGGCAAGAUUUAUAAGAUGGAGCUCUUAAGACAUUUACAAGACUCUAAGAUGUGCAAGCGAGGCUUCAGCUUUGACUACUUGAGAAAUUCUGCGUGGUCCAUGAAAGGCUGUAAGGCUCAGUUCAAAGUCUGCAUCAAAAAGAAUUCUGGAAACCACAAAAGCAGAAACGACUGUGAUUAUUGUAUAAUUCAACAGUAAGGAUGGAGCCUUUUAAUCUGUUAGAACUGGAUACUAUAAACGUAACAAAUGCUGAAUAAAGAUCUGAGAUGAAAUCCUU